CAUUUCAUAAAGCUCAGAGAUAUUCUCCAUCCCCCCCAACAUUGCUGCAUUUCCCAUCAUGAGUGUCAGUACUAAAGAGUGUCUGCUUGUCCACUACUGGUCCUCCGCAGCACUGGUCUUCCUGCUCCUCUGUUCUGGUUGUUUUGCAGACAGCAGGGUGAGAACUUCUGGUAACAUCACAGCAAAGAUUGGUCAUCCUGUGACUCUGUCCUGUGAGCUGUCUGAAGACGGGAAUGUGUCCCAGGUUGAGUGGAGGAUUGGAGGGUGUGAUGGCCGUAGGAUUCUGGUUUCGAACACAAAUAACCCAGUUGUCGUGGAGCAAGACUAUAUCGACCGUGUCUCUGCUGUGACGAUGCGUGGAUUCACGUUACUAGGGACACAGAGGAAUGACGCUGGGCCGUACUGCUGUUCUCUCACAACCUUCCCACUUGGGUCUUUGAAAUGUCACCUUUUUUUGUAUCUGACUGAGGACCCACAAACAGCGUUCAGUGACUCUCCUCUCAUAAUGAUUGUGUCCAUUGCGAGUGGGAUUCUGGGAGUGCUGGUGCUGGGAGGGACCAUAACAGCACUGUUGCUCUGUCAGAGGUGUAGAAGACCCGUGCAGGACCCUGUUCAUGUGGCAGUUCAUCCAGGGGGGCUUCCACAAAACCCCCCCUCCAUCCUCCAGAAAAGCCAGGCCCAUGCUCCCCCACCACAGAGGAGUAACAGUGAGGAGGAGGAGGAGAACGGGGAAAUGGAUUACUUGAACGUUACAGCGCUUCGCCUCCCCAGAAUUCCACCUACUGCCUCCUCUGCCUUGAGGAAGAGCUAGAGAAUACUGCACUCUCAUACUAACAGAAUAAAAUACAAACAAACAAAGACAUGUAUUCAUAAAGACACAAUAUAAUGUAUACACACACUCACUGACACAAAAGCAGUUACAUUCACACACAUGACCUAUGUUUGGUUUGGGACAAUUUCCAGUUUAGCAUCUCCCCUACUCUGAAUUAAAGAUCUAAUGUUGGAUUUGAUCAUUGUAAAACCUUAUUGUGCUGGCUCUGCAUCCUAAAUAUCUUGUGUUUUGUAAUAAAAAGGAAUUCAAUAUCUCUCA
Molecule: messenger RNA, 1090 nt
Organism: Oncorhynchus masou masou (cherry salmon)
Lineage: Eukaryota; Metazoa; Chordata; Actinopteri; Salmoniformes; Salmonidae
Exons: 4
Coding region: 59-811 (250 amino acids)
Biological process (GO): negative regulation of T cell activation; positive regulation of interleukin-10 production; negative regulation of interleukin-12 production
Cellular component (GO): cell surface
Molecular function (GO): signaling receptor binding
Source: RefSeq, a predicted model, not a curated record